Molecule: messenger RNA, 1158 nt
Organism: Cyprinodon variegatus (sheepshead minnow)
Lineage: Eukaryota; Metazoa; Chordata; Actinopteri; Cyprinodontiformes; Cyprinodontidae
Product: hyaluronan and proteoglycan link protein 1-like
Exons: 5
Coding region: 286-1143 (285 amino acids)
Biological process (GO): cell adhesion
Molecular function (GO): hyaluronic acid binding
Source: RefSeq, a predicted model, not a curated record
AGUCAAAAUCAAAGAUAGGAUUCCUGCUGGUGACAGUCACCUCCGCGCGCGUCGCACGGGCCAAAACACACUAACACACCCUUCCAAGAGGAAGCACGCGCCACUGUCCCACCAAAGAAGAACCGCAACAGGAAACAGCCGCUCCGCCUGGUUCCCAGGUUCUCCUGCCUUUACCAGGCGCAGCAGCAUUGAUCCUCAGUUUGCCGUCUGACCGUCGGAGAGUUUGGAGCUGAGCCGCAACAGAGCGCAGAAAACCAGUGAUCGGAGCCCGUGUGUUGAGUGAAGAUGAUUCCCUUGAUGAUCUGUGCUUUGGUCUCCAUGAGUGUUGCAGACACUAGUUUAGACAGAGAGGUAUCUAAUCUGGAGUAUUCAAGGACUAUCUAUGUCAUAGAAAAUGGGCCUAAACUGAAUGUGACGAGCGGACAAAGCAAGGUCAUAUCGAGGCGAGGGGGAACUGUAACUUUACCAUGCAGGAUUCAAAGGGACCCGCAGCUAACAUCCAUAUCCACAAUGAGGAUCAAGUGGACUAAAGACACAGCAGACUUUCUGAAGGAGGUGAAAGUUUUUGUUGCUGCCGGUCAUCGCAAUAAAAGUUACGGGACCUUCCAGGGACGUGUCCACCUGCAACGCUCCUCUCCUAUGGACGCCUCCCUGGUGAUGAAGGAUCUCACAUUAGAUGAUUAUGGGACAUAUAGAUGUGAAGUCAUGGAUGGUCUGGAAGAUGAUACAGCAGUAGUGUCCCUUGAACUUGAAGGUGUUGUCUUCCCCUACUUUCCACGCUUGGGACGCUACAACCUUAAUUUUAAUGACGCUGCGCGGGCAUGUCGAGACCAGGAUGCUGUUGUUGCCUCUUUUAAACAGCUGUAUGACGCAUGGCAAGAAGGGAUGGACUGGUGCAACGCAGGUUGGCUGAGUGAUGGUACGGUACAGUACCCCAUCACCAACCCCAGAGAACCAUGCGGAGGGAAAAACACACCGCCAGGCGUUCGCAAUUAUGGCUUGAGAGAUAAGGGCAAGACUCACUACGAUGUGUUUUGCUUCACUUCCUUCUACAGAGGUAAGGGACAGCCCUUCCCCUUCAGACGUUUCUUAGAGCGUUUAUUUCUUUUUAACAGGUCCCUCCUUGUAAACCCCAAUCCCUGAAAUAAAUACACUAUG